AAAAUAUAAUGGUAAUAGUUAGAAUUAGAACGCGAAAGUUGCAGAAAAAUUGGAGGAAGAAGAAGAAGGUGAGCUAGAGCUAGAGCUUGAAAUCAAUGGCAGUUGCUUCCAAUUUCACCUCCCCUCAUCUCACUUCUCCGCGCACUCUUUCUUUCUUCUUCAAGGCGUCCGUUUAUUCCCUUCCCUUUCACAACUCCUGCACUUUCAAAUCCACUUCCAUUUCAACGUAUAAUGCCGUCAAUGGCUCCAGCAGGAGCAAGCUCGUUUCGAUCAAAGCCGUCUCAUCCUCUUCUUCUUUUGGCUCUAGACUCGAGGAGAGUGUCAAAGCUACUAUCUCCCAAAACCCAGUUGUGGUAUACUCCAAGACAUGGUGUUCGUAUUCUUCCGACGUUAAGGCGUUGUUCAAGAGGCUUGGGGUGCAGCCACUGGUCAUUGAAUUGGAUGAAUUAGGUCUCCAAGGGCCACAAUUGCAAAAGGUUCUCGAGAGGCUUACUGGACAGCAUACCGUACCAAAUGUUUUCAUCGACGUUCUACAUCAACAUAUCUGUUCAUGACGGCGGGAGGAGCUAUUUCAUGGAGGAAUGCCAAACAAGUUCUUGUAGCUUUGACCAUGGUGGCAGAUGGCAGAGUUCAUUGCUACGCUAUGAGGCAGUCAAAUUAUGCUUUAUGGCUUAGAAAGUUUGUCACAGGACUAAGGAUUAUUGAUGACAUUAAAGGCCACUCAAAAGUUUUCGUGAUAAUAAGUCAGCAAUCUCGUAUUCUAAUACAGCGAAAUCUAAGUUUAUUGACAUAAAUUUUCUUGUUUUUAGAAGAGAGUAUAUGAUAAGUUAAUUACCAUAGAACAUAUAGGAACCAAUGAAACGCUAGCAGAUAUACUUACCAAAGGUUUAACACCUAAAGUCUUUCUAGAGCAUACUGCUUGUGUUGUUGCAGUUAAUAGUACCUAUGGUUAAGUGGGAGUGACUUUCCUACAGUGUUUUAUUCUUUUAUACAUAUAUAUUGUGAUUUAUAUUUUAUGCAGAUUAGAAAUGUUAUAUAGUUUGUUUAUGAGCAUUGGUUAUAUAAAUGUAGAUAUAUGGUGUUCUAUCCCAUUGUUUAUAUGAUCUCAUUAAAGGGUGGCCAGUUGGAAAUUGGAAUGUAAGGUCACCUAACGUGCAAUCUCCACAUCAAUAGUGGAAAUUAGCUACGACAAUCUCCAUKCCAAGAGACGAUCCUUGAUCCAACAAUAAAAAUAGUGAAAGCCAUCCUAAUCCUUUACUAUUACAAAAAAUAGAUGAGAUUGUUCUACGGUAAAGUUGUUAGUAAAUAGCCUAAAGUUAUGUACUAGGAAUUGAUAAAAUAAUUAAUAUGUAGUCCUAGAGGGAAACUAUUAGAAUCUUUGUAUAUUAUAAUAAUGAAAUGUGGACCACCUAUUAAUAUAAUUAUAUUAUUGGACUAUUUAAAGAAUCGUCUAAAGUGAUCUAUAAUUUAAUGGACUCAUGGACUUUCAUUGGAUAUGGACUUUUAUUUAGGUGGAUACCCUAGAACUCUUAGUGGGCUUAAUGGGUUGUAGGAAGGGUUCAUAAAUAGGAUACAAUGUUUAUGGUCUCCAACAAACUAAACAUAUUUCAGUUCUCCUACUUCCCAUUUGACUGAGAGAGUUUYGAGUCCUAGUGUGUUUUGUUGAGGAAGAUGUCUCCCCUAUACUAAGUUACUGCUGAAUUUGACUGUAUUAUAACGAAAUUGGAUCUAAGUUUGAUCGUUCUUCAUAUAUUCUUAAUUCUAAGAAUUCGAUAGGUAUGAUUUGGAAUUUUGGAGGUUAUAGCUUUUGUUAGAAAUCCAUUGCUUUUUUUCCUUUCUAGAAACUAUUUACCUAAGGACACAUGUCAUGCCUUCACUAACUAAAUCCUGAUGGCUGGUAGCUUACCAUGUGUUAAAGUCCAUGCUUUGCCAUGCCUUUGGUGGCCUCUUGAGCCCAUCUUCUUUUCCAUACCUAGCUGCUGUAGUUAAAGAAAUAAAUAGUUACAAUAAAUGUUUACAUGUAGAUACCCAAGAAGAAACAUGGAAUAGAAUUCCCAGGCUCAAAAUGCUUACAUAGAAACACCCAAGAUGUCCAUAGGCAGGCUUCCAGAUUUAUAAAAAGCACAUCAACAUGAGUCGAAAGCUGAAAGAAGUAUCUUUCUUGUUCAAAUAUGUAUUAGUUUUAUUUUUUUCUCAUUGUGUCUACUCUUCAUUCUUAUGACUGGUAGUGCCUGAUCAUGUUGUGUAUCAGACAUAAUCCUGCCUUCCAAAAUAGCGUGUGACAUCAAAACAUGAUAUUAUUAUAUAUUUUACCAACUGUGAAAUUGGUGUUUGAAAAUUCUGCCCCUUU
Messenger RNA from Momordica charantia (bitter melon), 2350 nucleotides. RefSeq names its product Thioredoxin superfamily protein. The record is from RefSeq and is a predicted model, not a curated record. Gene Ontology annotation, cellular component: cytoplasm. Gene Ontology annotation, biological process: cellular response to oxidative stress. Gene Ontology annotation, molecular function: glutathione disulfide oxidoreductase activity. NCBI's taxonomy places the organism in Eukaryota, Viridiplantae, Streptophyta, Magnoliopsida, Cucurbitales, Cucurbitaceae.